Molecule: messenger RNA, 2476 nt
Organism: Trichoderma atroviride IMI 206040
Lineage: Eukaryota; Fungi; Ascomycota; Sordariomycetes; Hypocreales; Hypocreaceae
Source: RefSeq, a predicted model, not a curated record
GUCUUUUUGGGGCGGCUGCGGCAUCGUUGACGGAGCAUGGAUGGCAGAGGCUUGCGGCAUGAAUUGAGAGCCGUGAUUGGCUGCUUUGAGUCAGAGGAGAAGUAAGAUGCGAAAGACGGAGGGGCGAUUCGGCACAUGGGGGAGAGGAACGGAGAAGGAAUCGACGACGGCUUACGAAUUCGUAAGAAAAUGCUCUCUCUCAUGCUGGCUUGUGAAUGUGUUGGUGCCCUGAGAGGCUGGCGUUACAGUAGGAGGUAUGUCGGUACUUGUUCCAGCAGCGCAGGGUCCAAGAAAGAUUUGGGGUUUGGAGGAGGGGUUCUUUUUUUUUUUUUUUUUGUUCUAAUCUUCAGGGCGUACCACGACACAACGCCGAACUCUUUUUCUUGCGUCAACAGAUGCAUACAGACAAUUCACCAACGCCCGUCUACAUCUCGUUUCAAUAGCCCAGAUUUCGAUAUCAAGAACCUUCCGAGCCCCAGCGUCAGAGCGUGGAGCAUCUCCGCUGGGGGGCGGGUCUGACCACGCCCAGCUGGCCACUAAGGCAUUUCCAAUUUGCAUCGUUGACUAUUGUGGCAGAGGGUCCUUUGUUUUCCAGAGUCCCGAUCCUCUUUUUCUUUUCCUCGAGUACAUAAUACAUUUCCUCCGUCUUCCACCCUUCCCCCGGGCUAUAUUACCUCCCACCCUCCCCUUCCUCCAUCUUCCUUUUUCUCUUUCGCUGUUUCGGCGUAUCCUCUCCAAUCCCACAGUCAAGAUGGCCUCCUCUGCCCGUCAGUUUGCCCGCGUGGCAACCCGCACCACUACCCGAUCCUUCGCUGCUGCUCCUCGACAGGCUUUCCGCCAGCAGGGCCGCCGCUUCUACUCCUCUGAGCCGGAGAAGAAGUCCAACCCUGUUGUCUACCUCGGUCUCGCUGCCGCCACCGCUGGUCUGGGUAUCUGGUUCUUCACCUCUGGUGCCUCUGCCUCUUCCAGCAGCUUCGUUCCCACCCAAGCCCACUACCAGCAGGUCUACAACGACAUUGCCAGCCGCCUGGAGGUCGAGGACUAUGAUGACGGCAGCUAUGGCCCCGUGCUGGUGCGUCUCGCAUGGCACUGCAGCGGCACCUAUGACAAGGAGACCAAGACCGGUGGUAGCAACGGUGCCACUAUGCGAUUUGCUCCCGAAAGCGGACACGGUGCCAACGCCGGUCUGAUUGCUGCUCGUGACUUCCUCGAGCCUAUCAAGGCCAAGUACCCCUGGAUCACCUAUUCCGAUCUCUGGAUCCUUGGCGGUGUCUGCGCCGUCCAGGAGAUGCUGGGACCCAACGUCCCUUACCGACCCGGCCGUCGCGAUAACGACGCUGCUGCCUGCACUCCCGAUGGCCGUCUGCCCGACGCCAGCCAGGGCCCCAAGCACCUGCGUGACAUCUUCUACCGCAUGGGCUUCGACGACCGAGAGAUUGUCGCCCUCAGCGGUGGCCACGCCAUCGGCCGAUGCCACUCCACCCGAUCUGGCUACGAGGGUCCUUGGACCUUCUCCCCUACCGUUGUGACCAACGACUUCUACCGCCUCCUUCUUGAGGAGAAGUGGCCCCAGAAGAAGUGGGACGGCCCCAAGCAGUACGAGGACAAGACCACCAAGACCCUCAUGAUGCUUCCCACCGAUAUUGCCCUGGUCCAGGACAAGGCUUUCAAGCCUUGGGUUGAAAAGUACGCAGCCGACAACGACCUGUUCUUCAAGGACUUCUCUGGCGUUCUCGUCAAGCUGUUCGAGCUCGGUGUUCCUUUUGCUGAGGGCAGCGAGAACAACCGAUGGACCUUCAAGUCCACCAACGCUUAAGCUCCUGAAUUCAUAUAGAUGUGAAGAGGAGAUGGCGUAGGGAACUGGCAUUGUCAAUACGGAGCGUGGAAUAUAGACCUAAAAGUGGUUUUUUUUAGACAUGUAUAGACAUGUAGAGCCUACUUACGGCAUGAGAGCUGUUACAGUCAGGCAAGGGGACCAGCUGGGAAAAAGGGCAUAAGCUGGGAAAGCUUGUAAUGGCCCUGGCUUUGUUUUUACCGCAUUUUGUUCAGAUUUGCGACUUUGUUGAGCUCGAUUGGGCUUUUUUUCGUUGUUUCAUUUUAUACCUCUGCCAAUGCUCUGUACUUUAGCAAAAUAGAAGACAAGCUGUUUAUGUUCCCAAACUGCACGAUGAUUCGUAACCGAGUGACUGCUCUAUGCACAAGUGAUUUGGAGAAUGGAUGAUUGAUGGACGGAUGAUGGAAGCGGAGAAGAUGACACGGCUCGAGUUGAAAUGAGGAGGCACGGCCUGAAUUGUGCACAAAUGCUACUUUGAUGCAGUUUAAGUAUCUACCUGCUGCUCUAAUGCCUCCUCUCUAGCCGUUCUUUACAUAACAUUCGGAGUUAUAAGCCAAUUGCAAUUGGUUCAAUGGGCUCAGAUCUCCCAUGACGGGUCUAUGUUCCCCGCACUUUCGGGUCUCAAGAGGCUGGGAGGUUUUG